Molecule: messenger RNA, 3617 nt
Organism: Quercus lobata
Lineage: Eukaryota; Viridiplantae; Streptophyta; Magnoliopsida; Fagales; Fagaceae
Product: F-box/LRR-repeat protein At3g26922-like
Exons: 4
Coding region: 51-1451 (466 amino acids)
Molecular function (GO): protein binding
Source: RefSeq, a predicted model, not a curated record
UUCAACCACUGCUUCGAAAAACCCUAAACUCUGUAGCGACGUAGUUGGACAUGGCGAAAUCGUCUACUCAUCAAUCGAAUUCAUCAAAACGCAUGAGAGUGGAGCUCUCUCCUAACCGAUACACAGCAGCAGUCGACAGACUCAGCAACCUACCGGACUCUCUUCUCUGCCACAUCCUUUCUUUCCUUCCGACCCAAAAGGCCGUCGCCACAAGCGCUUUGUCGAGCAGGUGGAAGCGCCUCUGGACUCACGUCCCAGCACUCGACCUCUACGAUAUCGGCGGCCAACCCAUCCCUCUUCUCUACAGAAUCUUACUCCUAAACAAAGCACCCUACCUCCGUAACUUCAACCUCUUGUGGUAUUAUUACUGUGACUCUCUCCAUCUCAACACGUGGAUCGACACUGCCAUUGAACGUAACGUCGAAAAUCUCUAUCUCGAGAUUUUCCUCGAUGACGACUACUACCCCCACGGAGACGGUGAUGUUUACAGUGGCGAACUUUACGAGUUGCCCGUUAGCUUUUACGCCUGCAAAACAGUUGUUGUUCUCCAUUUAAGCGGCGGGAUUGAGCUCGAUCCUCCUCCUUCCUUUCAACUCCCUUGCCUCAAGAAACUGUGUCUGCUCGAUGUUUUUUACUGCUAUGAGGACUCUUUGUCGAGGCUAUUCAAUGGCUGCCCGGUACUCGAAGAUUUGAAAGUGAUAAGAAAUAAUUCGGACGGUAUGGACUAUUUUAACAUAAGCGUGCCUACGUUGAAAUGUUUACUUAUCGAGUUUAACACAUACCAACCUCGUGUUCCUGAUUACAAACUCGAGAUAAAUGCCCCAGGUCUCAAGAACUUUAAAUUUCGUGGCGAUUUGCGAAAUGUGGUUUUUGUUGAAAAACUGGCUAACUUGGUUGAAGCCAAUGUAAAAAUUUACGCAGUUGAAUGUUAUGAAAUGCGUUGGGUUGAGGAUUAUGAGUUUUAUUAUGGAGAUAGGGUAUUCAAGCUUCUUAGAGCACUAAACAACGCUAAAUUCCUUACAUUGUCUCCAGGGGACAUAGAGUGCCUCGGCUUUGGUUCUAUUUAUCCUACCAGGUUCCAAAAUUUGGUCAGAUUGAAAUUCGGAGUAAAUAAAUCUAACUGGCACGUGCUACAAGCCUUGAUCCUAGUGGCUCCUAAUUUAGAAGUUCUUGAUGUCCAUAAGUGUUAUCAUAUAAGUGAGGACAAGUUAUGCUGGACAGAACUACCGGAUGGUCCUGGUUAUUUAUCAUCGUGCCUUUCAACUUUUAAUUUUGAUGGAUAUAAAGGAUUAGAACAUGAAGUUGAAUUUGUAAAAUAUAUUCUACAAGAGGCUCGAGGUUUGCAGACAAUGACAAUCAAAGUUUCUCGAAGACAGUCAAGGGAACGUGUUCUUGAGAAACUAUCAAUGUUCCCAAGGCACUCAAAAACAUGCCUAAUUACAGUUGAAUGAGGGGAUGGAUAAGUACUUAAGUGAGUCUCGGACACUUUGAACAUUGAAAUAGAGCAGGAGAUUAUUCUAGACAAAGAUAUAAGCAAUACAAUCGUGAAUCUUUGUGGAGGGAAGACUUUUCAAUUCCUUCAAUUUUUUUAUUCUUUUGAAGAAUAAAAGAAUAAGAUGAUAAAUUCAGAGAAUGGGUAUGAGUCUUAUUCUGUUGAGUUCAUUUUUUUUUUCCAAUUAAUUACGCAUAGUACAAUCUAGUAUUAUAGGAAAAAAAAAAAAAUUGUCUCACCUUAAAUGUGGCCUCAUGAUUAUGUGAGCAUGAUGUGUAUUCUAAUCUUGGUACAUUGUGAUCGGUUUGUAUUUUAAUCAUGCACCAAAGAUGUGUAUUAUCCAUACUCCCAAGGGGAUUGACUCUAUACCUUCUGUGCCUACUUUGCUUUAAGAGGAAACAAAGAUAUAAGCAUUACCAUUGCAAAGUGUCUGACAAAUGUGUAUUAUCGCAAUACUUAAUGGUUAUGCUUAUUGCAAUGGUAAAUAUCUUUAUUGCCAUUAUAAUGCAUACUGGUAAUGUUUAUUUUCCAUGACUUCUAUUUGUUCAAUGUUUAGGAGAACAAUUUUUGUUUUGGCCAAAAGCAGAAUGAUUAUUGAGAAAUUGAGAUAAUACAUAUUGGAUUGCUUUCAAAUAGGAUUUGUUAGUUUUAUGUGGGUUUUUUUGUGAAACUGGUAUAUAUGAGAAGUUGUGUUUCAUAUUUCAUAUUUGUUUAAUUUGGUAGAAGUCUUGGAGGUGGUAAAUGUUUGUUUGUCAAGGUUCAUAAACAAAGGCAAGUGUGUGGUGUGGAGUCUGAUAUGAGUUAGCCCUCUUUUUAUUUAAACAAUUUUGGCCCCUUUCUUUUAUACAACCCUGUAUAUACAUCAAAUUCCGUUUUAAGUGCCCUCAUAGGAGUGACAUGAUUUGGAGGUAAUUAUAGAAGAAAAAAGCUUUUUAUUUUUUAUUUUUUUUGUCCAUUAAGGAAUGAUUUUCUUAAUAGGUUCUAGCUUUCUUUUAAGAUUUUUUUGCUUUGGCCUAUAAUGAUUUUUCUGAAGAAAUCUUUUGCCUAAAUAUAUGUUUUCUGAAUUAUUAAUAUAUAUUUUCUGCUACAAUUUCAGAGUUUGGUGGGCUUGGAUAUCAUCAACUAUAGAAUUUGAUGCUCUGAAAUACACUUUUAUCUUGCUUUAUGGUGACAUGCAUACCUACAUAAUAUAUAAUGAUGCUAUUACUUGGUUCUCUUUUAAAAUAACUUUUUGUUAUUGCCUAUUGGCUUUUCUUUCAUACCGGCUGUUAGGGACGAUUUUGUGCUGCAGAUCAUCUAUCCUCUGGAUCAUAUGAAACCGUUUUUCUGAGUUUACGAGUUGUAGCAUAGUAUAUGUCAUUACCAUUUUUACCCAUUCUUUUAUUCUCGCCAUGUUUAGCAUGUUUAUAUAUAAAACACAAUGUUUAUAUACAUGGUAGCAUUUAUCCGUGUAUGUAUAAAUUAAUGAAUAUUAUGGGGGAUGGAUGAGCAAACACAUACCUCUGUUUCUUGGUCUGAAAUCAUUAUUCCUAUUGCAUUCUAUGUGAUAGGUAAAAUAUUUCAUUGUGAAUCCCUAUAGAAUUUAAUUGCUUAUAUUGUGAUUGUGUUAUAUAAUUUCUUAUAUGGAUGCAAAUAAAGCUUUAAUUUGAUCAAAUUGUCACAUCAUUCUUGAAUAUUUAAGAAAAAUUUAAAGUUCUUUAUAGUUUCUUUAAAGUGGUUUUUACAACAGUUUUACUCUUGAGGAAAUUUUCUUGAGGUUGGGCUUAAUUGCUAUAAUUGUUAUUGUCAAGUUGGUGCUAAAUUUGAUGUCUAAACUUUACUGUUUGCAGUUUUUAUUUAGCCUCAUUUGAUCGAUUUCUUUAGAUGAAGAAGUAUUAAGAUGAAGAGCGUGAGACUGAUAACCAAUGAUCUUCUCCCCCAAGUUGCUUCCAAGGAUAUUUUCAUCAUUCUCUUUUUCUUUUUUUUGGCUAGAAAUAUUUUGUGUCCAUCACUAGGAAUGUUACCGUUCACUUUAGUUGCUUAUAUUUUGUGUCCAUCACUAGGGAUGUUACCGUUUACUUUAGUUGCUUAUAUUAUGCUUAAAAGAACUCUAUUUUGUAAGAAGCGGAUUGUUGUGGAAUUUACA